AAACGUUCAUAAACCCGUCUGACUACUCUGCAGAGCACAACAGCCGGAAAAAUGGCGAACGGCUUCCCCCUGCUGUCCAAAAAACUCCCCGCCAAUUCUCUCAACAAACUCCGAAACCCCUUCUGCAAAUCCCUCUGCUCCCACCACGUCGAGACCCCGCCAAACCCACCCCAACCCACCGCCGAACCCACCACCGCAGACCCCCACGACCAAACCCACUGCCACCACGAACAGGUCCGUAAGCUCAGAAUCCUCCUCCAAAACAACCGCACCGACACCGCCCGCCGCCUCCUCAAAUCCCUCCUCCCCUCCUCCUCCCCCUCGGACCUCUUCUCCUCCUUCUCUCUCUCCUCCCCUUCCCUCAAAACCACCUUCUCCAACCUCCUCCUAUCCCUCUGCGCCGACUCCAACCUGCCCGACCAAGCCACGGACGUCUACCAGCUAAUGAAAAACGACAACGUCUAUCUCGACUUGUCUUCUUUGAAUGCUUUCCUCGAGUCUUUGGUGCGUUCGGGUCAGUAUCAAAAGACCCUCGAUUUGUUCAACGAAGUUAUUUGUUGUGGGAUUAGGGUUGAUAAGUUCACAUACGGAAAGGCGGUGCAGGCGGCGGUGAAGAUGGGGGAUUUGGAGAGGGGUAUGGGGAUUUUGACUGAUAUGAAGAGGUUGGGAGUUAGGGCUAACGGGUUUGUGUAUAAUAUGUUGAUAGGGGGAUUGUGUAAGGAGAGGAGGGUGGAGGAUGCACGGAAACUGUUCGAUGAAAUGAUUAGGAAGAGGGUGGCGGCGAAUAGGGUUACGUAUAAUACGCUUAUCGAUGGGUAUUGUAAGGCGGGGGAUUUGGAGGAGGCGUUUCGGGUGAGGGUGAGGAUGAAGGAGGAGAACGUGGAGCCGAGUAUUGUUACGUUUAAUACGUUGCUGAGUGGGAUGUGUAGGGGGAAGAGGAUGGAGGAAGUGACGAGAGUGUUGGAGGAGAUGAAGAGUUAUGGGUUUGCACCGGAUGGGUUCACUUAUAGUAUAAUUUUUGAUGGGCAUUCGAGGUGUGGUAAUGUGGAGGCUGCGGUGGAUAUGUUUGAUGAGGUGGUACAGAAGGGUGUUCAGAUCAAUGGGUAUACUUGCAGCAUUUUGUUGAAUGGGUUGUGCAAGGAAGGGAAAGUGGACAAGGCCGAGGAAAUUUUGAGGACGUUGAUUGAAAAUGGGCUGGUUCCAACGGAGGUGAUAUACAACACAAUUGUGAAUGGAUAUUGUCGUGCUGGUGAAAUGGAUAAAGCCCUUUCAACCGUAGAGCAGAUGGAAAUUCAUGGGUUGAAGCCAAGCUGCAUCACAUUCAAUAUGCUGAUUAGUAAGUUUUGUGAUUUGGGCAAUAUGGUUGAGGCUGCGGAGUGGGUUAAGAAGAUGGCGGGGAGAGGGGUUGACCCAGAUUCGCAGACGUACAACAUCCUAAUUGACUGUUUUGGAAGGAGUUGCCAAUUUGAGAGUUGUUUCCAGAUUCUCGAGGAAAUGGAAAGUAAUGGGGUAAAGCCCAAUGUUGUAAGCUAUGGUUCCCUUGUGAAUCGUUUAUGCAAGGACGGUAGGCUUCUUGAAGCUGAAAUAACCCUCAGGGAUAUGAUUAAUAGAGGGGUUUUGCCAAAUGCACAAAUAUAUAACAUGCUCAUUGAUGGUCAUUGCACUGCUGGGAAAAUGAAAGAUGCUUUCAGGUUUUUUGAUGAGAUGAAAACGUCUGGGAUUGUUCCAACAGUUGUGACACACAAUUCGCUCAUUCACGGACUCUGCAAAAAGGGUAGGUUGGUGGAAGCUGAAGAGUUGGCACUUCAAAUUGAGAGCGAAGGUUUAAAACCUGAUGUUAUCACUUACAACUCACUACUAUCAGGGUAUUCUCACCUACAGAACACCGAGAAGGCUAUGGAGUUGUAUGAGAGUAUGAAGAAUGCAGGCAUUAAACCUACAUUAAAAACAUUUCAUCCACUAAUUAGUGUGUGCAGCAAAGAUGGGGUAGUGUUAAUGGAGAAAGUGGUUCAAGAAGUGUUGCAAAUGAAUUUGACUCCUGAUCGACCUAUAUACAAUGAAUGUAUUCAUUGUUACUCCAAGCAUGGAGAUGUUCAAAAGGUUUUGGCUUUGUACAAGGCGAUGGUAGAUUGUGGUAUUCAGCCUGACAAGAUGACUUACAAUAGUUUGAUCACAGCCCGCUUUAAAGAGGGGAAAUUGCAGGAAGUGAAGGUGCUUUUUGAUGAAAUGAAGGCCAGAGGAUUGGUUCCUAAAGCUGAUACUUAUAGCAUUUUGAUUAAGGGACAUUGCGAUCUUAACGAUUGCAGCGGGGCAUAUCUUUUGUAUAGAGAAAUGCUUGAGAAUGGUUUCCUGCCAGACAUCAGUAGUUGUAAUGAGCUUGUAUCUGGCCUUAGAAAGCAAGGAAGGCUGAAAGAGACCCAGCUUAUAUUGUCAGAAAUGAGCAUCACUAAAGGAGUAGAUAACUGGUGCACAAAUGAGGAUCUUUCUGCUGUGGCCAAAAUGUAGAGGGGAAAUGUAUCGGGUAUGAUCCAGCUCAGGGCGUUAAGAUAUGUUGAAGACUGAGAGAAGCCAUCUAAUGAUGCAGCAGCUGAGGAAGCAUGGCCCCUACUGGCGGUAGACAUCACAAGUUUGGCACCGCAAGUACAAAAAGCAACUUGAAUCGACAUGAACACAAUUCAUCAGUGCUCGGCCUUCAUUGGUCCGCCAUGAACGGAUGCGCUGGUUGAUGCACUAACUUGCAACGGGUGGAGCUGUAAAGGAAGGUUUGAAGCAGAAUUACUUAUAUGGCCGUUGACAGUACGGAGGAUGGAGGUUGUGGUUUUUGAGGACAAAUGUGAUCGUUCUUUCAUGUGAGCAAGUUCUAAUGGAAGACUUGAAGAGGAAUCACUUGUCUAGCUGCAUACCUAUAUUUUGGAAGCCUCUUUCUGCUUUAGUGAGAAUGGAGUGUAACUGAUUCAUUGAAAACUACGGGAUCUACUAUUUCUCAAACUAUUUGGCAAGAUUGUGCUGCAGUUGGGAGAGUUCUAAAGGCGGGGAAUUGUGUUGCAAGGGCCAAUGAAAUGGAAACCUGGGAGUGGGGGAACAAUUCUAUUUUGGCUAGACAAGUGGCCAACUGACUGCCCUCUCUUGGAGUUUGCUGGAGGUGGUGUUCCAACUUGUACAUGUGGUUCAUGAAAAGCUGGUUUGUGAUUGCAGGAUGACGAACCAUGGAUGGGAUUUGGCCCAACUUGAUGCUGUUCUUCCUUAUCAACCUAAGGAGUCUAUGGAACUACAAUGUAAGUGUGAUCUGGAGAAAUUACUUUAAUUGCUUAACUGACUGCUCCCAGCUAGUGUAAGGAAGGAAUAUUGGUUAACCGUGAUGGAGGUGAGAGAAAUUACUUAAAGUGCUCAGUUGAGGGCCUCCAGUGAUGGAGGAGGUGUUUACCCUGGCCCGCUCGUAAUCUCAAGUUACUUAAGAGCCACCAAAAGUUUAGGAGGCAUAUUGGUUAACCGUGAACAUGAUUCAAAUUUCUUUUGAUUUCCUUUGAGAAGAUUGAUAGACCUGGAGUUUGGGAAUGUUUGAGUGGACCAAUAUUAUGGGUAAUGCUUUGUUAAUUUGGAUCUGGAGAAAUAAGAUUGGGAAUGACUCUUCCCCCAGCGCUCAAGCUCGCAAAGGCUGGUUGGUCUUUUGUUUCUUCUUCCUCUUCUAGUGUCUUGUAUUUUGAUUCUUGUGGUUAUUCACUCUGGCCUCUGUAUCUUGGGCACAUUUCAGGUACUUUACUGUUUAGGUAUGCAGUGUUAUAUGCAAUAUCAUUGAGAAUUUGAGAGGACUGUCAUGGAUGAACUCAUGGAGCAAUUUCACAAGUAUCUGAGUUCAUCUACCAAGGCAAUAAUAGUGCUAGGGAUGCCGCAAUGGUGUACCACUCACCCACGUGUGGUGGGUGCAAGUCCAGUGCCUUGCAGUCCUUCAUGCUGCUCAUUCACUGGUGUGGUGGGUCUACGCCGUGAACGAUUAUGGGAUCCACCGAACUAGUAAGUGUGCUUUAGUUCUAUUGCGGUGUAGAGUUGCGGUUUUAUUGACAAUCUUCCCUCGUGCCCACACUGAUGGCCUUGCUGGAAAUUGUGACUACCAUGGGAAGGAUAAGUAGUUGUGUGACAAUGUUUUGCAACUGAAAAUUGAUAAUACUGGUAGCACCUAGCCCUCAUUUCAAGCUUGUGACUGCCUAUCUCUCUGUUUUUUUGUUUUUUUGGAAGUCCGAGGGAAAUUGUUGUUGAAAUACCAGGGGCGGCAGCUCUACAUGGUUUUCAGGGGUUCAAGCGAACCCUCAAAAUUCAAAAAAUGCACUAAAAAUUUUGUAUUUCUUUUUUAUAUAAUUAUAUUUUUCUUCAAUAUUA
Messenger RNA from Rhododendron vialii, 4374 nucleotides. Its product is annotated as pentatricopeptide repeat-containing protein At5g12100, mitochondrial. The transcript has 6 exons. Gene Ontology annotation, molecular function: protein binding. Bases 52 to 2505 code for a protein of 817 amino acids. The record is from RefSeq and is a predicted model, not a curated record. Lineage: Eukaryota; Viridiplantae; Streptophyta; Magnoliopsida; Ericales; Ericaceae.